Messenger RNA from Elgaria multicarinata webbii, 1735 nucleotides. It is a transcript of the gene B3GNT9, whose product is annotated as UDP-GlcNAc:betaGal beta-1,3-N-acetylglucosaminyltransferase 9. Bases 266 to 1540 code for a protein of 424 amino acids. Lineage: Eukaryota; Metazoa; Chordata; Lepidosauria; Squamata; Anguidae. The record is from RefSeq and is a predicted model, not a curated record. The transcript is spliced from 2 exons. Gene Ontology annotation, cellular component: Golgi membrane. Gene Ontology annotation, molecular function: UDP-glycosyltransferase activity; hexosyltransferase activity.
CGCACAGAAGCAUCGCUGCUGAUGAACAUUAGCUCGGGAGAAGGCGAGCCGGCAUUGCUGGACUCGGCUUGGGUUUCCUGGGCUAUAUGUUGCAGGGCUGAGGAAUGCCAGAACUAAGUGGCUCCAGAUGUGCCUACUUGGCAGUCUUUCGUCCAAACAUUACCGAAGGGAUGCAGGACUGACGCGAUUGCACUGGAUAUGGAAACAGCCAGGAGGCAAUUCCCAUAAUACCGCACCGGAUGUCUCCUAGAAAUUUGUGGAAACAAUGAGAGUUCAACUCAAGGGCGAUGCCAUUUGCACUCUCUUCCUGGUGGUAGCCCUUUUUACCAUGCUCUAUUCCCAGCUGGGCCACACUUCCCAGAGAGAAGAAAAGGCGGAAGGCCGGAAGAAGCCGCCAGCGGCCACCCGGGGGCUCUUCCACGUUCCCAGUGUCCUCCAGGAACAGCCGAACGCGCAGGCGACGGCAGAAGAGCCCAGGAUGACGUCUGCUGUGAAACGCAUCAAGGUGGCAAGUCAAGACGGGCAGCUCCACACUCCCCCGCCUUUGACGCCUUCCACGUUUGACUUUAGACAUUACCUUCGAAACAAAGACCACAGGAAAUUCGACCUUCUCAUUAAUCAGCCCAAGAAGUGCAAGAGGACGCCCGCGGGGCCCUUCUUGCUCAUUGCCAUCAAAUCGCUGGUGGAAGACUUUGACCGCCGAGAGAUCGUGCGGAAAACAUGGGGGAGAGAAGGAGCGGUGAACGGGGCACAGGUGCAAAGGGUUUUCCUCCUGGGCAUCCCAAAGAACAAGACGGCGUUGCCAACGUGGGAGACCCUUGUCCAUCAGGAAAGCCAGAUGUACCGGGACAUCUUGUUGUGGGACUUCCUCGACACUUUCUUCAAUCUGACCUUGAAAGAGAUACAUUUCCUAAGCUGGGCUGACGAAUUUUGUUCCAGUACCAAGUUCAUCUUCAAAGGGGAUGCCGAUGUUUUCGUCAACGUGGAAAACAUUGUCCACUUCCUUGAUAGUCAAGAUCCCUCGGAAGACCUGUUUGUCGGCGACAUCAUCUACAACGCGCAACCGAUCCGAACCCGCAAGAGCAAAUACUACAUCCCCGAGACAAUGUAUGGCCUGGGCACAUAUCCAACUUACGCUGGAGGUGGCGGCUUCCUAUUAUCCAGCAGUACCAUGAAGAAACUCUCCCAGGCCUGCGGCCAGGUAGACCUCUUCCCUAUUGACGACGUUUUCCUCGGCAUGUGCUUGCAAAGGAUCAACCUGAAACCUGUUUUGCACGAAGGGUUCAAGACGUUCGGAAUAACCAAGCCCUCAGCUGCCCCAAACUUGCAGACGUUCGAUCCCUGUUUUUACAAAGACCUCAUGGUAGUCCACAGCCUGAAGGUAGCUGAAAUUUGGCUGAUGUGGAACUUGCUGCACAAUGCACGGCUUUCAUGCACGCAAAAGAAGCAAGUGAAGAAGGCUUUCCGGUGGAAAAUGAUCCCGAGAGGGACCACGAAGGGUUAUAAGGCUGACGACACACACACGGUCAUCCAGCGAUGACUUGACUUGCGCGGGCGCAUGAAGCACACCGUUGAAAGACUACAGGUGGAGCGUAGACAUCACCCGACGUCACCUAAGACCCAGUCGUUUUCAAGUAGGGAGAUCUAGUGAUGGACACACUUGUUUGAACUAGUUAUGUGUAGAGGGAGGAAAUAUAGGGGGUAGGAUCCAACUUAGCUGGACUGUUUGCAGAAG